AUGUUUAGUAAUCAAGUAUUUUCAUUAUUACAUCAAACAUCUCUUCGAAGACUUAUUCUCGAAAAUAUUGAAGCACAACAUUUAGAGAAUAUUAUUCAUCAAUUAAAACCAUUAUUAUACCUUUCUUCAUUAAGCAUUAUUACUAUUGAUCCAGUUACAGAUAAAAAUCUGAUUUAUUCACAAAUAUUUCAAUUACCUUCAUUAAAAUAUUGUAAAUUAUCAUUGGGAAAUAGUUUUUUCAAGAAAAUAUUAGUAUUAGCAAAUAAUAUAUUCAGUUCAAUUGAAUAUUUAAUUAUUGAUCAUGAGAUAUACUUCCAUCAACUCGAUGCAUUUUUCUCAUAUGUACCUCAACUUCGUCAUUUAUCAUUAAACUUCUUAUGUAAAUGUGAAAUAACUGCAAAUUCUUUACCUUCAUCUAUGUUAAAUUAUGUAACGCAUUUGUUUCUCAAGGUAGACAACCACACGGAAUUAAAUGAUUUAGAAUAUCUUUUUGCCAGCUAUUUUUCCUCAAUACAUGUUUCACAAAUUUCAGCAGAUGAUAAAUGUAUGGAUGCAUAUAUGUGGCAACGUUUAAUAUUAUUAUAUUUACCAAAUUUACACGUUUUUGAUCUCUUAUUGGACGUACAUUUACAGCAUUCUUCUGGAAGAGGCUACAAAGAAUAUAUCAACUCGGUGUUUACAGUUCCAUUUUGGACGGAAAGGCGAUGUUUUUUUGAUUUACAAUCAUAUCAAAAAAGACCUCGUGAUCGUAUGGUUUUCUAUACAACUAAUCCAUACAGGAGGAAAACUUACAAUCUAUGUCUGAAGUCGCUUAAUACAACUAUGAGUAACAUACAUAAUUAUGAAACAGUUCUAAAGUCAGUUAAACAUGUGCAAAUAAGCAAUGAAAUGGUAAUGAAUCAGUGUAUUGAGUACUUUCCAAAUGCAACACAACUUACUUUAAAAGAUGAAUAUUCAACAGCUGUUUAUGAUUCAAUUCCAUUCUUUCUUAAUCGUAUUCUACCUUUACAACAAUUACAAAUUUUAAUAAUCGAAUUUCAUAAUUUUCAAAUUUUGAAUAUAGUCGAAAUAUUAUUUGUUAUGCCUAAUCUUCAUACAUUAACAAUUCAAUCAAUGCACGUUCUUUUUACUGAAAACAAAACAGUCUUGACACAAAACGAAAAAUUUCAAUCUGUAUCCAGGACAAAUUGCAUUAGAUAUGUUACUUUUCGAGACAUAUGUACAUUCAACAAAGUUGAACUACUUAUUAUGUUAUUUCCACGUCUUCAACACCUUGAAAUUAAUAUAUUAAAGAAAGAUAUGAAAUCGAUAUUAGAAUUUUUGUUCAAUAAUAACAAUGUAAAUACUCAUAAUUUCGUUUUAUUAUGUUUUAAACGUGCAGGUAGAGUUCAUUAUCAACAUUUUAAUAGUUUAGUCCACACCGGGCUAUUGCGUUUUCAUCUUAAAGCAAAAUACUUGAAUGGAGCGUUAUAUUUAUGGCAGUAA
Adineta steineri is the source of this 1485-nucleotide messenger RNA. The record is from the annotation of a GenBank genome assembly. NCBI's taxonomy places the organism in Eukaryota, Metazoa, Rotifera, Eurotatoria, Adinetida, Adinetidae.